Pseudomyrmex gracilis is the source of this 987-nucleotide messenger RNA. RefSeq lists its product as uncharacterized. The record is from RefSeq and is a predicted model, not a curated record. The transcript has a single exon. Lineage: Eukaryota; Metazoa; Arthropoda; Insecta; Hymenoptera; Formicidae. Bases 1 to 987 code for a protein of 328 amino acids.
AUGGUUGACAUUUUAAACGUUGGAGGUGAACCGAUCUUUGAUGAUCGCAUCGUCAAGAUUGAAACUCACACGUACAAUCCAUAUGUGAACACAACAUUUGAACACAGUAAUGAAAUACGCAUACCUAUAACCCAGCAGGACUUGUACACUUUACCUUGUCAAAGUUUUCUUUACAUCGAAGGAAAAAUGACGUUAACAAAGAAAGAUGAAGAAGAAGUAUAUUUGGGAAAUAAUUGCGCGGCUUUUAUGUUCGAUAAGAUUCGUUAUGAACUCAAUGGUGUGGAGAUUGAUCAUAAUAGAAACGUUGGAAUAACCAACACAAUCAAAAACUACAUAUCGCUAACACAUGAUAAAAGCAUAGCUAUGAAGAAUGCUGGAUGGGAUACUGCACUACAUACGGACAUAGAUAGGUACUUUAAUUUCUGUGUACUACUCAGCAUGUUAUUAGGAUUCUACGAGAACUACAAGCGCACUGUUAUUAAUGCACGUCAUGAACUAAUUUUAAUACGAUCGCGCAACGACAAAUACUGCAUAACAGCGAUUUCUCAGAUAGAUCGUGAAGCAUUGAAUGGAAAAAUUGAAUUAUUCAAAGUGCAAUGGCGAAUGCCACAUGUAGUGUUGAACGAUGUCACAAAGCUUUCACUGCUACGAACGCUGGAAAGCGGGCGGUACUUGACCAUGAGUUUCCACUCGUGGGAUCUCUAUGAGUUUCCGUUAUUACAGAGCACAACUAAACACUCGUGGACCGUAAAAACGGCGACACAACUUGAGAAACCAAGAUACGUCAUAUUUGCUUUGCAAAUUGCUCGAAGAAACGAUAUGUUAACAGAUAUCUCACAAUUCGAUCAUUGUCAGUUGACCAAUGUAAAACUAUAUCUCAACUCUGAAUUCUAUCCCUAUGAUGACUUGCAGUUAGAUUUUUACAAGAAAAAAUGCCGUUUUGUACGACAUGUACACGCAUUUCCGCAAAACUUACUACGAUUGUGA